GUCCAGAUGGACUUGCGCUGGUUAUUCCGAUUGAGGAACCUGACUUUACUUGGUCUUGCAGUGAACUGGGGGAAGCAGUUGGUACAUCCAAGACUAUAAUGUCGUCAUCUUGUUCAUUCCAUUCGCUCGCCAGACGUCUUGCCAGAGCCUCAUCGCUUUCGUAUGAAUCGUCGACCGAAAUAACGUCUCGCCUUGAUGAUCCAGAACCUUCCCCAUUGCUUGAGUCGUUCCAUUGCUGGUGUAGCUGUCUCGCAAGCUGUUCACUCUGCUCUUGCUCUUGUAUGCGAGCUAGUAUUGAAUCCAGUGGCUCUUCUUCCUCGUCUGCUGCUUGAUGGACGCGCUUAGCAGCCUUCUCAGGACCUGUGCAAUCCGAAAGACGUCUCUUCCGCGUCAUGCUCGAAUAAUAGUUGCGGAAUUUGUCUACAAAAGUGAAUCGUGUAGUCUACGCAGAGUAUAUGGAGCACAAAGCGAAGUAAAGAGUGUAUUAGGGUCCCAGAGGAUGGGAGUCAGUAGACAAGGAGGCGGCUGGAUGGACGACGGAAAUGGCAAACAAGGGCAACUAGCGGCUGACUCUCGACGCUGCGACGGGGGUUGGUCAGAUAACUCUGGUAGCGGUCAUUUAUCCUAUACUUUUCUUCUCUUGCGUUGCUAUCUGCUUGCUUUCUCUUUCUUUCUUCUUGCGGUAGCGACUUCCUUUCGCAGUGGUAAGUUGAACUACGGAUCAGAUUUCCACCGAUCUUCUCAACGGCUGCAUCCCAUUGACAGUAUUCACGAACUCUUCACGAUCAUAACACCAUUAUUGAACGAGCUUAGACCACGUCCAUGGAAUCUCACCACCAAGAUCCAGAGGAGCUCUACGUGAAGCAGGACAGAAUCGGGAAGGGGUCCUUUGGAGAGGUGUACAAAGGCUACGACAAGAGAACUCAAAAGACUGUUGCUAUCAAAAUCAUCGAUCUGGAGAGCGCAGAAGACGAAAUUGAGGAUAUCCAACAAGAGAUUCAAAUCCUUUCGCAACUUGACUCCCCUCAUGUCACGAAAUACCAUGGAUCCUUCCUCAAAGGGUCCCAUCUUUGGAUUGUUAUGGAGUACUGUUCGGGGGGUUCAUGCUCUGAUUUAAUGAAACCUGGCGUAUUCCGAGAAGAAUAUAUUGCUAUCAUCGUCAGGGAGUUACUCAGAGGUCUUGAAUAUCUUCACUCUGAAGGGAAACUACACCGGGACAUCAAAGCGGCCAACAUUCUUCUAUCCGCUAAUGGGGAUGUGAAAUUGGCGGAUUUCGGUGUAUCCGGUCAGUUGUCUGGAACUCUGUCCGCGAAGAAGAACACGUUCGUUGGUACACCCUACUGGAUGUCGCCGGAAGUCAUCAAGCAGAGUGGUUAUGACCACAAGGCUGACAUAUGGAGUCUUGGGAUCACCGCGAUUGAACUCGCGAAGGGUGAACCGCCGUACGCAGAGUUACAUCCUAUGAAGGUCCUAUUCCUCAUCCCGAAGAACCCACCACCUACUUUGGAGGGGCCUUUCUCCAAGGCCUUUCGUGACUUUGUCGCAUACUGCUUGCAGCGUGACCCCCGCGACCGCCCGUCGGCGAAAGAUCUUCUAAAGCAUAAGUUUGUUAGAAUGGCAAAGAAGACCAACUAUCUGACAGAGCUCAUUGAGCGACAUGAGCGGUGGAAGGCUGAAGGCGGAGAGAAGGUGGAAGAAGAAGAAAGACAGCAAGUUGAGGACCUCGCUGCGGCAGAUCCAGAGGACCUUUGGGACUUCGGCACAGUGCGCCAUGCCGCUACCGUUGGUCGCACUCAACACAACCCUGUGCAAGUCUCUGGACCUCCACUGACAUGGGAGAAUAACGGUACCAAUCGGUCUGGGAAUUCCUCUAGCUCAGGGUCAGGAUAUUCGCGAAAGGACAUCUCUGUUUCCAGCUCCAUCACUGCUAAAGGAGAACUUCCCCCUCUUCCUCCGUCUGCCCCUGCGACACCGAAGAAGUUCGAUCAGCAAGCCACGAUAAGGCACGGUGCUGUUGGCUUGUCCAGGGAACCAUCAGACGAGUAUGACGACGACUAUGAAGAUCAAAUUGCUGAUCUAAGAGGCCAGCAUGGCCCAGGUGACGAUGAGUUGCCGGACACUACUAUGCUAGAUUCAGUGGUACUUCCCGCGAUUGCCUCAUUAUUUCCUCGUGUUGCCACCCAAGAGGCUCGUGUGGCUCUCAGCGCUCUCCAACGUGCAUUCACUGAUGCUGAACGCAUCAUUCCCGGUGUGACCUUGGAGCUUAUCAAUGAGAUCGUUGACUCUGUAGAACACGUUGAAGACGACCGGUGAUUCUUUUUGUUCCCUCUCUCCAAUGCUUGGCUAUAUUGCCUUUAUAUACCAUCUUGACGAUUACCUCUCUGGUCCGGACUUACCAUCACUAUCUUUGCCUUGAUUCCCACUCCAGUCACUACUUGUACCUCUAGCGUCCUGUGCGCCCUCCAAAGCUGAUGUAGCAUGUAUCACCAUAUCUUUCUGUCUUGUUCUUUUCAUAGCAGUUCAUUCCCUAUCGUUGCAUAUACCAUACGGCUAUCGAAAUAAUACCAGUAGUAACGAGACUGAUAGAAUUGUGUCAUUAGGUAGCAAUGUCACUUGUAACGGUCCGUUUCUUCUUUCCGCCGCUCGAGACUGCUUUCGUCUUCUUCUUUGCCCUGGUAACCUUUAUUGGAGGCGGUGUACCUGUCCUUGAGAUCUCGUCUUCAACUUCGUAAGGCGGAAAACUUGAUAGUGGUGUCGAUGUGGCGACACCAUUCCCAAACGAUGGUGAUGAUUCCCUCGCUAUCGGUGGACUCGGUGUAGCACCUUCAGGCAUCUCUCCAACCUUAUCAAUGACAAAUGUCUGCCGGCUUCCUCCUGGGCUCGGGUUCUUGAGACUCAGAAGACGAGAGUCUGGCGCUG
This is a messenger RNA of Somion occarium, 2919 nucleotides long. The record is from the annotation of a GenBank genome assembly. NCBI's taxonomy places the organism in Eukaryota, Fungi, Basidiomycota, Agaricomycetes, Polyporales, Cerrenaceae.